Penicillium chermesinum is the source of this 330-nucleotide messenger RNA. RefSeq lists its product as uncharacterized. Bases 1 to 330 code for a protein of 109 amino acids. The record is from RefSeq and is a predicted model, not a curated record. Lineage: Eukaryota; Fungi; Ascomycota; Eurotiomycetes; Eurotiales; Aspergillaceae. Gene Ontology annotation, biological process: proton motive force-driven ATP synthesis. The transcript has 3 exons. Gene Ontology annotation, molecular function: proton transmembrane transporter activity.
AUGGCUAGCACUCAGGGUGUCAACGUGAGUCUCCCUCCUUGCCGGCAGGGAAACCACCUGAUGGUGCCCCCAAUUGCGAAAUCGGGUGUUAACCAUUAUCGUGAUUCCACAGGUUCUCCUCUUCCCCUCAACUCUAUCGCGAAGCGCUCCGAGAUUGAGCAUGAGUACGAGCGCAAGGAGCGUUUGAUUGAGCAAGCUAAGGCAGAGUGGAAGAAGCGCACCACUCCCCAGGAGCCGAAGCCACAACAGAGCGGAUUGAUCACUGAUAUCGAGAACCCCAAAUUCGACCUCGAGGCGUUCCUGAACGCCAAGGCAGCCGAGAACCCUUAA